GCGAAAAUGCGCAAAAUGUGGAACAAGCCGUAUAUGGGAAUAACAAUCUUUUGUAUGAUGGCCAGCUAUGGGUUGGCCAUACCCACCGAGUUGACCAGAUAUACUCAAUUGGGACAAGGACCAUUAUCGGAGGCUAACAACAGUGCGGUGAGCACCACAAAUAACCUGGGUCAUAAGCUGGACACAUCCUCGCCAGCUCCGGACUUUGAAUACGCCCUUCUGGGUGAGGACCCGCAAGAUCAGCAAUGGUUUCGUGUCAGUCUUACCCCGAAAACAAAUAAAACGGGCUACCGGGCACAGUUCGCCACUCGAAAGCAUCCGCCCUUCGAUUCGCAAGUGGCCCAUCGCCAUGAUAAGACCAUUCAGGAUCUGCUCAACUGGCUGGACCGCUCCGAGGAUCAGAGUCUGUGGAAGGUCUAUCGUGAUCUCUUGUCUUACACGCCGCAGGCGGACUCAUCUCAGGAGUAUCCCCAUGGCAACAAAAUCGAAAAAGGGGAAAAGGUGUCAAGGAAGCAGGCAUGCCCAAGACACGAGCAUAGACUGCUCCUCGUGGGAGAGGAGGAAUCCAGCACUACAACAUCGCCACCAGCACAGAAAAGUCAACCGCAGUCGGCAAGGAACUUGGUUUAUUUUAUCAAGGGACUUAAGUAACCUUAAAUGGUAAUUAUAACAAAGUUCUACAACUAAAAUCGAACAUUAUUUAUUUAAUAAAAACUAAAGUUUCAGCUUUAUUAAUAUUUUUUUUAUAUAUAACUUAGUCAGCUUGAAUCAAUAAAUUUUAAUAGGGUUUUACUUUCUCUUUAUAAUGGUUGAUACUUAAUAUUGUUAGUUCUUAGAAAAAAUAUUUAAACCAUAUAUAAUAAACGUUAAAC
Molecule: messenger RNA, 872 nt
Organism: Drosophila biarmipes
Lineage: Eukaryota; Metazoa; Arthropoda; Insecta; Diptera; Drosophilidae
Exons: 2
Coding region: 7-651 (214 amino acids)
Source: RefSeq, a predicted model, not a curated record